Molecule: messenger RNA, 3831 nt
Organism: Fonsecaea erecta
Lineage: Eukaryota; Fungi; Ascomycota; Eurotiomycetes; Chaetothyriales; Herpotrichiellaceae
Exons: 4
Coding region: 1-3831 (1276 amino acids)
Biological process (GO): chloride transmembrane transport; cell volume homeostasis; potassium ion homeostasis
Cellular component (GO): membrane
Molecular function (GO): potassium:chloride symporter activity
Source: RefSeq, a predicted model, not a curated record
AUGGGGCGAGGUUCUGUAACUCGACGCGGUCCCACCUUCUUGACGCGCACAGCUACUGAUGAAGCUGCUCAAUUACUACGAAGAUCAUCGUUCCCAGGCACUCCAGAGGAGCACCGUCCUGCAUCUGCCCCCGAUGAUUCAGUACAGACUUUGUCAAGACCAGCAACUGCCCAGUCUUCUGUGUCUAUUCCACCGCUUGCCCCGGUCGACACAACAACUUCCUCAAAAGUUUACGGGACAUUCGAUGGCCCCCAUGAAUCACGGGAUGAUGCUCAAACGCCAGAGCCGACAGCUGCAACUCAGAAUUCAGCAAGACAUUCAGUGGCAGCGUAUUUUCGUGGGAUACCUGGCAAAAUUGAAAAAUCAGUUCUACACAAUGAUGGCAUGGGGCCACGUCCAGUUGGUGGCUCGGAAAAAUUGGGCACCUUCUCAGGAGUUUUUGUUCCUACGAGUUUGAACGUCCUAAGCAUUCUCAUGUUCAUCCGUUUCGGUUUUAUUCUUGGCCAGAGCGGUGUUAUAGGCAUGUUAGCCAUGUUGGUCGCGGCCUAUGCCAUCAAUCUGAUCACAACCAUGUCCCUUUCGGCGGUGGCUUCCAACGGCACGGUCAGAGGAGGCGGGGCCUAUUACUUGAUCUCUAGAUCUCUGGGUCCUGAAUUUGGUGGAGCGAUUGGGCUAGUGUCAUAUCUCGGCUUCGUUUUCAACACGGGAAUGAAUGCAGUUGCUCUGGUUGACUGUCUGGACUACAAUUUUGGUGCCAAGUCUGGAAACUGGGCCAACACUCUCCCUGAAGGUCUAUGGUGGGAGUACCUCUGGAGCACUUCGGUCGUGGUAUUAUGUGUCGCUAUCUGUAUGGCCGGAAGUGCGAUUUUUGCGCGUGCAAGCAAUGGGCUGCUUCUGAUUUUACUUCUGGCAACAUUUAGCGUUCCAUUUUCAGCCAUCAUUCGAUCACCUUUCCAGACCCAGAAACAGUUUCUGCAAUUUACAGGCCUUCGUCUUGACACUUUGAAGGAGAACUUGCUACCUCACUUCACAAAAGGGGCUGCUGGCAGCGAGCUCAAAGGCAAAGAGAACUAUCAAGAUCUGUUUGGCAUUUUGUUCCCUGCAACUGGGGGCAUUCUGGCGGGAGCGAGCAUGUCAGGCGAUCUGAAGAACCCUAGUGUGUCCAUUCCCAGGGGCACACUUGGUGGAUUGGCUUUGACCUUCGUCGCAUAUACUUUGGUGGUGGUUGCCAUGGCUGCAAGCAUCACAAGGGAAUCCUUCUACAAAAACGUCAACGUCGUGCAGGACGCUAGCAUAUCUGGGAUAUUGAUUCUGGCAGGAGAGUUGGCAUCGACAUUCUUCUCCGUUUUAAUGGGGAUUAUCGGACCAGCCAAGCAACUACAGGCCAUUGCCAGAGACAAGGUCAUUCCAGGUCUCUCCAUAUUUGGACAGGGGACGAAGAAGAAGGACGAACCAAUUUACGCCAUCCUUUGCACUUUCGCCGUCACUCAACUGGUGCUUCUUCUCGACAUCAAUCAAAUUGCGUCGCUGAUUACAAUGACGUAUCUAAUGACCUUUUUUGCACUCAAUGUAGCCACGUUCCUUCUGAAGAUUGGUUCUGCUCCGAAUUUUCGGCCUUCAUUCUCCUACUUCAACUGGUGGACGGCGGCUUCUGGGGCCCUUCUCAGCGUCGGCAGCAUGUUUUUUGUCGAUGGUGUUUCAGCAUCUGGGUCGGUCUGUCUUCUCCUCAUUCUCAUCAUAAUUAUCCACUACACAACUCCGCCAAAACCCUGGGGCUCCAUUUCGGAAGUCCUCAUCUAUCACCAAGUUCGAAAAUACCUUUUGAGACUCAAAACUGAGCAUGUCAAAUUUUGGCGCCCGCAAAUCCUCCUACUCGUCAAUGACCCUAGAAGGAGUUACAAACUCAUUCACUUCUGUAACUCGCUCAAAAAGGGCGCCUUGUUCAUCAUCGGGCAUGUCAUUGUUACGCAAAACUUCGGCGCCUCUGUGCCCGAAGCACGCCGUCAGCAAGCAGCUUGGAACAAGUUUAUCGACAUCUCCAAAAUCAAAGCCUUUGUGAACGUGGCAAUUUCGCCUUCUAUUGAAUGGGGGGCUCGGAACGUCUUUCUCUCUGCCGGAUUAGGGGGCAUGCGCCCUAAUAUUGUGGUCCUCGGCUUCUACAAUUUACAACAGUUCAGAUCCGAGCAACCCCUGGUUGACGUGCCGAGCCCACCCCCAGAAAGAAAAGACGGCUCGAUUAGACGCCGUCGUACCAGCAGGAGCCAAGUGCAAGGCGAAUUACCCACCGAUGUGUGCUACGUGGAAAAGAGAACAGAUAUCCAGAGCUAUGUUAUGGUUUUGGAAGAUAUGAUCCUAAAGCUGCGGACCAACGUUGCGAUAGCAAUAGGUUUUGGUGAUCUGGAACUUCCUAAAGCGAAAACAAAUGUCACAAAGAAAUACAUAGACCUGUGGCCCAUCCAAAUGUCCGCAGAACUCACAUCUGAAAACGAUGGUCACCCGCAGAAUGUUACAACCACCAACUUCGACACGUAUACCCUCAUCCUGCAACUUGGAUGCAUUCUCAACACUGUGCCAUCAUGGAAGCGAUCCUACAGCCUUCGAGUCGCAGUCUUUGUUGAGUACGAGGCUGACGUGGAAGAGGAAAGAGCUCGAGUGACGUCCCUCUUGGCAAAUUUACGAAUCAAGGCCGAGGUCCUUGUGUUCUGGCUGGCUUGCGGCACCAUCAAAACUUAUAACUGUAUCGUCAAUGGGCAGGAUGUCGAUGAAGAGACACAAGAUCAAGUCAACAAAGUGCUGGAAGAUGAGGCGUGGUGGCAAGAACUUCUCAAACUCCGAGGAAAGUCCAGAUCUGGCGAUGUGACUGCCACGGAUGCCCUUUCGAUGGCCGAUGAUUUUGAAGAGAUCGUCAUUUGGGAAUUUGUCCAGUCUUGGGACGACGACAUGCUCAGCCGACACGCAUCUCAUCCAAGUGACUCUGAACGCUCGGACUCCGAGGACGACGACAAAGAGGAUGGCGGGGAAGAGGAGACGUCUGAUGGAGAAGAUUCCGACGCAAGUCUAUCAGAAGACGGUGGAGUUCAGAUGCACGACUCGUCCGGAAGUCUGAGGUUUGCUCUCAAAACCAAAUCCUCGUCAUCCAAGAAGAGCAGCCGAGCGAGCUCCAAAAAGUCGAGUCGCAAAAGGAAAAGGGAGGAGGAUUUGAGGGUGGAACGCUCUAUUUCCGCCGAGCCAGAUCUGCAAUUCGACGAGGAGACUCCCCCUUCAGGUGACGAGGAAGUCAGUCGAGGCCGUGAUCCCGCCGCAUCGGAUCCUGGCGCACUGUCGCCCAAUUCAAGUGUUGAGAUUAUGGUCUCGUCGCAAAGAUCUCGAACGGCUUCACCAAAUUUCACAUCUGACCCUGUCCCUAUGACCAGAGUGGCUAGCGACGAAGGCGCUGGACCCUCAAUCAUGUUCGCCGACCAUCCGCACCCGCGGCGACAAAGGCUCGAAGAUCCCAUCCCAGCGGCAGGACGGUCGAUUUACGAACGGACGCGAGAGAACAGCAUUGCUCCCCAACCGGCUGCUUCUGGCUUUCCAACGGCAGCCUCGAUUCCGUUGUCCUUCAACGACUUACCAAGUCGAGCACAACAUCUGAUCUUGAAUGAACUGAUAUCACAGAAUAGCGAUGACACAGCCGUCAUCUUCACCACAUUGCCGGCACCGGUGGAAGGAACAUAUCGCAGCGAGACGGAUAGCCUGGGAUAUAUCAGCGAUUUGGAAGUGUUGGCUGGUGGACUCCCGCCAACGUUGCUGGUGCAUAGCAACAGCAUGACUGUUACUACGAAUUUAUGA